AUGAUUGAUGUGUCUCCUCUGUGUUCCCCUCCUUGCCUCACAGCACAACCAAAUCCACCCAAAAUUCAUGAAGGAUGGUGGGCAUACAAGGAGGUGGUGCAGGGAAGCUUUGUUCCAGUGCCGUCCUUCUGGGGGCUGGUAAACUCUGCCUGGAACCUGUGCUCAGUUGGGAAGAGGCAGUCUCCUGUCAACAUCGAGACCAGCCACAUGAUCUUUGACCCCUUCCUCACACCCAUAAAGCUGAACACAGGUGGACGGAAGGUGGGAGGGACAAUGUACAACACAGGCCGCCACGUUUCCCUGCGACUGGACAAGGAACAUCUCGUGAACAUCUCUGGGGGGCCAAUGACGUACAGCCAUCGUCUGGAGGAGAUCCGGCUACACUUUGGCAGCGAGGACGGCCAAGGCUCUGAACACCUGCUCAAUGGACAGGCCUUCUCCGGAGAGGUUCAGCUGAUCCACUACAAUCACGAACUAUACACAAACUACACAGAGGCAGCUAAAAGCCCCAACGGACUGGUGAUUGUGUCCAUAUUUAUGAAGAUUGCUGAAACAUCAAACUCAUUCCUGAAUCGAAUGUUGAACAGAGAUACUAUCACAAGAAUAACAUAUAAAAGUAAGUGGCAAUUCACCGCGACCGAGAUUUACCGUAGAUGA
Lampris incognitus (smalleye Pacific opah) is the source of this 657-nucleotide messenger RNA. RefSeq names its product carbonic anhydrase-related protein 10-like. NCBI's taxonomy places the organism in Eukaryota, Metazoa, Chordata, Actinopteri, Lampriformes, Lampridae. The record is from RefSeq and is a predicted model, not a curated record. The transcript has 5 exons. Gene Ontology annotation, molecular function: zinc ion binding; carbonate dehydratase activity. The coding region runs from base 1 to 657 and encodes 218 amino acids.